UCUUCCUCUCCCUUCUCCUUAUAAGUGUGUAAUUUUUCUACCUAGAAAUUAUAUUCAAUCUACAUAUACACAGAUUCACAAAUGGUUAACUUACUAGAGAAAUUAUUUGGCUCUUUUGUUUCUGCCAUCACUAGUUAUUGUGUCUUUAACUAUCAUCAUCCUCAUCAUCAACAAGGUACCAACAAACACAAAAUGACUAAGGCUCGACCACUUUCUUUACAGACAGUGGAACUCAAAGUAAGGAUGUGUUGUAGUGGGUGUGAGAGAGUUAUUAAAGAUGCUGUCUUCAAGCUUAGAGGAGUAGAGUCGGUGUCAGUGGAGAUAGAGAUGGAGAAAGUGACGGUGGUGGGAUAUGUGGAUCGAAAUAAGGUGCUAAAAGCAGUGCGAAGGCAUGGGAAGCGAGCGGAAUUCUGGCCAUACCCAAAUCCACCACUAUACUUCACAUCUUCAAAUAACUACUUCAAAGAUAUGACAAGUGAGUACAGAGACAGCUACAAUUACUGGAGGCAUGGUUAUAAUGUUGCUGACAAACAUGGCAAUCUUCAUGUUACUCAUCGAGGUGAUGACAAAGUUAGUAACCUAUUUAACGAUGAUAACGUUAAUGCAUGUUGCCUCAUGUGAUCGAUCGAUAUAAUGAAUUAUAGUAUAUGAUGUGUAUUAUUGUGUAGUGUAAGGCAAUAUGUAUGUAUACCUACUAUUAAUGAAAUGCGCGCAAUUAGUAGUUAA
This is a messenger RNA of Solanum dulcamara, 726 nucleotides long. Its product is annotated as heavy metal-associated isoprenylated plant protein 30-like. Gene Ontology annotation, molecular function: metal ion binding. NCBI's taxonomy places the organism in Eukaryota, Viridiplantae, Streptophyta, Magnoliopsida, Solanales, Solanaceae. The record is from RefSeq and is a predicted model, not a curated record. The transcript has 3 exons. The coding region runs from base 82 to 621 and encodes 179 amino acids.